Molecule: messenger RNA, 1827 nt
Organism: Penicillium canescens
Lineage: Eukaryota; Fungi; Ascomycota; Eurotiomycetes; Eurotiales; Aspergillaceae
Product: MFS transporter
Exons: 1
Coding region: 1-1827 (608 amino acids)
Biological process (GO): transmembrane transport
Cellular component (GO): membrane
Molecular function (GO): transmembrane transporter activity
Source: RefSeq, a predicted model, not a curated record
AUGUCGAACGAGCAUCGUGCGGGCGCAGAGCGUCCACAGGACCCUGUCACCCACACUGAACCCAGCCAACGUCUAGAUCCAAGUCAAGAGCUUCCAGAUGCAGACUCAGCACCUGAAUCCAGUCGGUCUUCGAUGUCCUAUACAAGGACGUACUCGACUCCAGCGACCGGGGCACAAACCCCAGAUCCAUUAAUGGGAACCACCAUCGUCGACAGCGUCGCACUACAAAAUCUAUCAUUCAAAAAGAUGGACCAAGAACCCGAUGAGCCCUACACAAUCGACACCAAAGGACCCCAAGUAACAAACCGAAAGGCCUCAAUCUCGGGAUCCCGUAGUCGGGACGAUGUCGCCGACGAAGCGGCAUCCCCGAUCCGAAGCAAGCAAGGCAUCCCGCCCGAGAUCCCGAACUUCACAGCGGAGCUCAUCUUAAUAUUCGUUUGCUCAGCAGGCCUAAUGCUAUUCUCAUUCCUGCUCGGCGACAUGCUCGCUCCGCAAGAACAAAUCAAAAAAGCCCUCGGCAUCACCAAUACCGAACUCCCGUGGGUCGUCGGCGCCUUCAAUGUCGCGAACGGCCUGUCGGUUAUCAUCUCCGGCUCGCUAACUGACCUAGCACCACCAAAACUCUUAAUGGUCGGAGCGUUCGCUUGGCUCGCGGUAUGGAAUAUCAUUGGCGUGUUCACUCUGCAUCCGUCCCGCUAUAUCCUGUUCUUCGUGAUGCGUGCCAUGCAGGGCUUGGCAAUCGGCGUCUUGGUCUCUGGCAGUAUGAGCAUCCUCGGGCGCGUCUAUUCACCAGGUAUCCGCAAGAACCGCGUCUUCUCUGCGAUGGCAGCGUGCGCUCCAUUUGGGUUCUCCCUCGGCGCUAUCCAAGGCGGUGCUCUAUACCAGCACCUUCCAUGGAUCUUCGGAUCAAACGCCAUGAUCUGCGCGUUGCUCUGCGUUGCAGCCUGGUUCAGCAUCCCACCACUGCGACCCGUCGCUGAUGUCGCCGGCACCGAAGCACCAACCCUCCGUCAAUUCGACUAUUUAGGCGGUUUCUGCGCUGCUGGCGGCUGUGUGUGUCUCCUCUUCGGUCUAACCCAAGGACCCGUCGCCUCCUGGCAACCAUACACCUACGUUCUGAUCAUCAUCAGUCUCAUCUUAUUCAUCGGCCUAUUCUUCGCAGAACGCCGCGCAGUCCGCCCUCUCAUCCCCAACCGCCUCUGGAGUACCCCAGGCUUCACGCCGUUGAUGAUAGCCUACUUCCUGGGCUUCGGGUCAUUCUUCGGCUGCUGGCAAUUUUACGCCAUCCAAUUCUGGCUCCGAAUCCAACACGCCACGCCCAUCGCCGUGGCUCUCUACCACAUCCCCAACGCACUAGUCGGCGUGCUAGCAACAUGGAUCGUCAGUCGAAUCCUCCACCUCGUCCCGGGCCAUUAUAUCUACGCCGUAUCGAUGUUCGCCUUCACGCUCGGGCCGGCGUUCUUCAUUCCCCAGACUGCCAACACGAUCUACUGGGCUCUUUCUUUCCCUGGUGUUGCGCUCGUCACUUUCGGUCCUGAUCUUGCUUUUGCGGCUGCUUCUAUUUUCAUUACUAGUAACGUGGCUCGCUCGUACCAGGGUAGUGCGGGUGCGUUGCUGGUUACGAAUCAGAAUCUUUCGUCAGCGAUUAUGACUAGUGUUGCUGAUGCUAUCGGGACCCGUGUUAAUCGUGGUCCGUCUGGUGAGAUUGGGCUUGAGGGGUUGCAUGCUAUUUGGUGGUUUGCUCUUGCGGCGCAGUUGCUUGCUGCUUUGGUUACGAUUGUUUGGGUUCGGAUUCCUAAGGAGGAGGAGAAGGAGCAUGUUACUUGA